UACUACCUUAAACCAAUCUCUUUGACCGUAGAAUGAAUCUAAUAUCUUUGGCAUUUCUAGUAUUAGGUAAUUAAUUAAUACAAAAGUUCAAUUUAUCUUAUAGAUCGUAAGGAGGCGAUAUUCGAUUCCUUCAAACAGUAUGGCCACUUGGGAUGGCUCAUGUCACGAACCUGAAGAUUCAAAUUAUUUUUUUUAUUCGGGUCAAAAUAGUGCCAUACCUAAUCUAGAAAGUUGGACUUUUUAUCCCAGUAAUGGGAGCAACGUUUUUUUCCAUAGUACUCAUGCACCAUAUUCACAAAAUACUUCAAUGAUGUUGGGACAAAGUGAACAGCAGCAUAUUGCUUCGUGUCAAACGGAUCCUAAUUUUUCAUCAAGUUCAUUAAAUUCAAUGCCUUUAAGAGACGCUUGCCCAGAUUACUUAAAUGCGACAGGCAGCGCACAAGACUGUCAAGGUAACAGUAGGUCACAGAAUAUGCCAGCUCAUUAUUAUCAAAGCCAUCGACAAGGGAAACGUGUUAAGAAUUAUAGAGAUAACAAUAAAUAUGAAUUUUCUAAAGAUGCUACUCGCAACAAUAGCAGCAUUGUCGAACAUUCCAAUUUACAUCCUACUGCAAAUGAAUUUGUACCGCAUGGAAUCAAAAAUUACACAAAUCAAACUAAUGCAAGUCUACAUGUUUCUAAUUCGGAAGAUUCUAAAGCUAACUUACCGCAAGAAACUUAUGCUUCUGAUAAUGCGAGCAAAUAUAAGAAUAAGAAAUAUAAUGGGAAGAAAAAUAAUUCUUACAAAUACAAAGAAACGCAGGAUUAUAACUUUCGACAAAGAAAUUCAUUUCAAAAUUCCUAUAAAACUCAACACGGCAGAAAUUAUAGAAAAUAUCCAAAUACUUCUGAAGAGGCUGGAGGCAUGUUUUAUAAUCCUAGAAAUAAUGCAACCACCGAUGAAACUCAGAAGAAUGAAAAAUUUAUGAAUAUUGAUGCAAAUGUCAAUGCCAAUAAAACUAAUAUAUCUAACACCGAAGAAGAACAUGAAACUGGUGAUCAAGUAAAAGCUGAUAAAGAAAAUACAGAUGCUAGUGGAACUACAAGUCAAAAUUAUGAACAAUUGAGUAGAAGUAAUUAUCAACGCCAUAAUACUAAUUUUGGAACACAACGUAUUCCUGCUAAAUAUGGUAGAAAAGUUUCAAAUGAUCGCAAAAUUGGUAGAUAUGAUAAUAAUUAUCGUGAGAGAAAAAGUAACUAUCAGGAGUAUAAUAAUUACAAGGAGAGACAUGAAGAAAGUAAAGUAGAUACUACUAAGGAUAAAUAUAAAAAUAAAGAUAUAAACCAAGAAACUAAAGAGGUAGAAAUUGUUAAUUGGAGACAAAAGGGAGAAAACAGUGAUAAAAGUAAUAUUCCUAAACGAAAGCCGAAUAAAAAACACGAAGAUGAUGAUGCAAGUCAGAGAGAAAGAUUAACAGAUCAGUUAAAUAGAGGACAAUUAGAAUGUUUAGUAUGCUGCGAAUAUAUAAAGCAAAAUGAUUACAUUUGGUCUUGUUCCAAUUGUUAUCAUGUUUUACAUUUAAAGUGUAUAAAAAAAUGGGCAAAAUCUUCCCAAGCAGAAAACGGUUGGAGAUGUCCCGCAUGCCAAAAUGUGAGCACUAUGAUUCCUGAAGAAUAUUUUUGUUUUUGUGGAAAAACAAAAAUGCCUGAAUGGAAUCGCAGAGAUAUGGCUCAUUCUUGUGGUGAAGUUUGUGGGAGAUCUCGAAUCAAAAACAACUGCCCUCAUAAAUGUACUUUGCUGUGUCAUCCAGGAUCUUGUCCAUCAUGUAUUGCAAUGGUAACAAAAAAUUGUGGUUGUGGUAAAACAUCGCAAACGCUACAAUGCUGUACAUUAACACUAUUACUCUGCGAUUCUAUUUGUGGUAAAGUAUUGAAUUGCGGAGAACAUACGUGUGAAAAAAAAUGUCAUCAUGGGGAAUGCGAACCUUGUGAUAAAAUUAUACAGCAAGAAUGUUAUUGUGGAAAAAGUAAAAGAGAUGUAACUUGUCAAUCUGACGUAUCUUCAACAUAUUCCUGUGAAAAUAAUUGUAAUAAGGUAUUAGAUUGUGGAAAUCAUAAAUGCAAAAAACCUUGUCAUUCGAAUUCAUGCGAGCCUUGUGCAUUUACACCUGAUAAAAUUACUACAUGCUGUUGUGGACGAACACCACUGUCAGAUGAAAGAAAAUCUUGUUUAGAUCCAAUUCCAACUUGUGAUGAAAUAUGUUCUAAACGUCUUAAUUGUGGUCAGCCUAGUAACCCACAUACAUGCAAGGUAAAGUGUCAUCAAGGAGAUUGUCCUGAAUGCGAUUUAACAACGGACGUUAAAUGCCGUUGCGGUAAUAUGGAUAGAGAAAUUCAAUGUAAAGAUUUAACGACCAAGGCGGAUGAUGCACGUUGUGAAAAGAAGUGUAUUAAAAAGAGAUCUUGCGGAAAACAUAAGUGUAAUCAAAUGUGUUGCAUUGAUCUUGAACAUAUUUGUCCUUUACCUUGUUCUAAAACAUUAAGUUGUGGUAGACAUAAAUGUGAACAAMCCUGCCAUAAAGGUAGGUGCCAACCUUGCUGGCGUAGUAGUUUUGACGAAUUAUAUUGUGAAUGUGGUACAGCUGUAAUAUAUCCACCUGUACCUUGUGGAACUAGAAGACCCAUUUGUGAUAAACCUUGUUCACGUGAUCAUUCGUGUGGUCAUGAAGUAUUUCAUAAUUGUCACAGUGAAUCUUCAUGUCCCCCAUGUACUUAUCUUACUGAAAAAUGGUGUUAUGGCAAGCACGAACUUAGAAAAGCUGUUCCAUGUUAUUUUAAUGAAAUUUCAUGUGGCUUAAUGUGUAAUAAGCCUUUGUCCUGUGGAAGACAUAAAUGUAUAACUACAUGCCAUCCUGGAUCAUGUGAAAAGCCAGGACAGCAAUGUGUUCAACCAUGUAAUACAUUAAGAGAAUUAUGUGGGCAUAUAUGUGCGGCUCCAUGUCACGAGGGAAAAUGUCCUGAUAUACCUUGUAAAGAAAUGGUUAAAGUAACGUGUCAAUGUGGACAUAGAAGUACGACCAGAGUAUGCGAAGAAAAUUCGCGAGAAUAUCAAAGAAUAACCAGCAACAUUUUAGCUAGUAAAAUGGCUGACAUGCAACUAGGUCAUUCUGUUGAUUUAGAAGAACUUUUUGGACCAGGAGCAAAGAAACAAAAUCAAUUGAAAAUUCUCGAAUGUAGCGAUGAAUGUAAAAUAAUAGAACGUAAUAGAAGAUUAGCAUUAGGGCUUCAAAUUGUUAAUCCAGAUUUAAGUGGAAAAUUAAUGCCAAGAUAUACCGAUUAUAUGAAACAAUGGGCAAAAAAAGAUCCUCAUUUUUGUCAAAUGGUUCAUGACAAAUUAACAGAAUUAGUGCAGCUUGCAAAGACUUCUAAACAGAAAUCAAGAAGUUAUUCGUUUGAUAGUAUGAACAGAGAUAAGCGUCGUUUCAUUCACGAAUCCUGCGAACAUUUUGGUUGCGAAAGUCAAGCAUAUGAUUUGGAGCCAAAAAGAAACGUUGUUGCUACUGCUGUAAAAGAUAAGUGUUGGCUACCAAGUUAUAGUUUAUUAGAAAUUGUGCAAAGAAACAAUGGACAAAGAAAAGUUCCAGGCCCGAUAUUGAAUACUACAAAAGCCAACAGUUCAAUAAAAACAAUCUUAGCAUUACCUGUAAAAAGAAGUCAACAAAUUGUACCAACUCCAUCAACUUCUUCAAGAUCACCAGAACCAGAACCAGAAAUAGAUUAUUUCUAUUAUAAAGGUUAUUAAAGAUUAUUAACAAACAGGUACUAUUUAUAUAUUCAAUAUAUAGUUCAUUU
Polistes canadensis is the source of this 3831-nucleotide messenger RNA. RefSeq names its product protein shuttle craft (gene stc). Gene Ontology annotation, biological process: negative regulation of transcription by RNA polymerase II. Lineage: Eukaryota; Metazoa; Arthropoda; Insecta; Hymenoptera; Vespidae. The transcript is spliced from 11 exons. Gene Ontology annotation, molecular function: RNA polymerase II transcription regulatory region sequence-specific DNA binding; DNA-binding transcription factor activity, RNA polymerase II-specific; zinc ion binding. Bases 140 to 3781 code for a protein of 1213 amino acids. Gene Ontology annotation, cellular component: nucleus. The record is from RefSeq and is a predicted model, not a curated record.